Messenger RNA from Melanaphis sacchari, 1581 nucleotides. RefSeq names its product senecionine N-oxygenase-like. The record is from RefSeq and is a predicted model, not a curated record. Lineage: Eukaryota; Metazoa; Arthropoda; Insecta; Hemiptera; Aphididae. Gene Ontology annotation, molecular function: flavin adenine dinucleotide binding; N,N-dimethylaniline monooxygenase activity; NADP binding. The transcript is spliced from 8 exons. The coding region runs from base 97 to 1425 and encodes 442 amino acids.
ACUCGAAGCAGUUAUUGUUGCACUCGAAGAACAAUUUCAACAAUUACGUUUUGAAAAUCAGCUUUUAUAUUGUAAUUCGUGUUUAUAUUUGAAACAAUGCGUCUCGAAAAUAAAAAAUCAGUGGCUAUCGUUGGUUGUGGAGCAGCUGGAUUAGCAGCUCUUAAACACUUUACAACUGAAGGAUCUCCGUUUACAUGUGUGUCUUAUGAGCAGACUGAUAAUGUUGGUGGCACUUGGGUAUACACUGACAGAGUAGGCAAGGACAAAUAUGGCUUACCAGUUCAUUCGAGCAUGUACAAAAGUUUAAGGACAAAUUUGCCUAAAGAAAUUAUGGAACUUCCGGGAUUUCCACAUAAAGGUCCUGAAGACAAAUCAUAUGUGGCAGCCAAUGAAAUGCUAAAAUACUUGGAAGACUAUGCAGAUCAUUUUGACUUAAGGAAACAUAUCAAGUUUCAUCACCACGUAAAAGAAAUAAGUCCUUUAGCAGGAGAUCGUUGGCGUGUAACAGUAAUUGAUUUGCAAGAAAAUAUUGUGGAAACAUUAGAAUUUGAUGGAGUUGUUAUUUGUAUUGGUAAUUACAGUAAUCCUGCUAUUCCCGAGGUUCCUGGAAUAGAGAAAUUUUGUGGAAUGAAAAUUCAUAGCCAUGAUUACAGAGAUUCUUCAGUAUUUAAGAAUAAAAGUACUGUGGUAAUUGGUUGUGGUCCCUCGGGAUUAGAUAUAUCAUUUGAUAUUGCAAAAGUAGCAAAAAAAGUUUAUUUGAGUCACCACAAUCAGCGUGUUAAAAAUAUGAAGGUUCCAUCAAAUAUGGUUCAGAAAGUUGAUAUUAAAGAAGUAGUAGAAAAUGGAAUAGUUUUUCAUGAUGGAUCUUAUGAACAAGUUGAUUCAAUUCUAUAUUGUACAGGAUACAACUAUAAGUAUCCAUUCCUGAGCCCAGAAUGUGGUAUUCGUGUAGAGAACAAUCAUGUAAAGCCACUUUUUAAGCAUAUAUUGAACAUUGAACACCCUACAAUGUACUUCAUUGGAAUUCCAACCAACACUGCUGGUUUCUGUAUGAUUGAUUUACAGGUACAAUUUGCUAAAACAUUUUUAGAAGGGCGAGCAAAAUUACCUAGUAAGGAAGAAAUGAUUGAGGAUACACGUCAAGAUGUUGAGUCUAGAUUAGCAAGUGGAUUGCGACCUAAAGAACUACACAUGAUGGGUCGUAGGUCAAAAGAUUAUUACGAUUCACUGGCAUCUUUAUCGGGACUGGAAUCAGUGUCACCUGUUGUUCUACAAAUCUAUUUUGAUGGGAUUGACAGAUUUAUGUGUGAUUUCUCACACUUUAGAGAAGACAAGUAUAAAUUGUUGGAUAAAGAUCAUUAUAUGGUUAAAUUUCCAAAUGAAGAAGAACCAGUAAUGAGGAGACAAGAGAUUGUUGUAGAUUAAGUUUUUGUUUAUAGCUUGAUUACGAUUUAGUUAUGAACACAUUCAUUGUCUAUACAAAUGCGGGAUAUAGCAAUAGAAAUGUUAUUAAACUAUUUAUUUAAGUUAAGUAGUUUUAUAUUAAUUGAACUGAUUUGUAUUAAAUUUGUAUUUAAUAUU